Anopheles aquasalis is the source of this 2848-nucleotide messenger RNA. Its product is annotated as aminopeptidase N-like. Gene Ontology annotation, molecular function: peptide binding; zinc ion binding; metalloaminopeptidase activity. Gene Ontology annotation, cellular component: membrane; cytoplasm. Gene Ontology annotation, biological process: peptide catabolic process; proteolysis. Lineage: Eukaryota; Metazoa; Arthropoda; Insecta; Diptera; Culicidae. The record is from RefSeq and is a predicted model, not a curated record.
AUGUUGCUCGCAGUGGUAUUGCCCUUACUGUGUCUAUCCUUAGUUUCCUCAUCCUCGGCCACACCGGAUCGCCAUCCGUUGCGAGGACGAUGGAGGGAACUGUGGAAACCACCGGUGGAUCAACCGACGAAGCACAUCAGUGCAGCUGAGGAGCAACGCUAUCGGCUGCCGGAGUACAUCGAACCAAUACACUACGACCUGUUUAUUGACACGGAUGUGCAUACCGGCAAUCGUACGUUCAGUGGCCAGGUGGACAUCCAUCUAGACAUCAAAGAACCCACCAGAACGAUCUACGUACACAGUCGUGGCCUAACGAUAACCAGGAACGAAUUGUUGAUAACGUUAGAAAAUAAUAUAUACAGGGAAACACUCGUGUACACGGAAGAUACCGAGCGUGAGCUUCUAAUUUUCGAAACUCAGUACGAGCUCAUUAUUAGACUGCCGUACAUCUUGCGUAUUGCCUUCGAGGGCCAACUGCGUACCGAUGCCGAUGGGUUCUAUCUCAGCUCGUACCUGGACGAGACGGGCAGUCGGCAGUAUCUGGCGGCCACCCAGUUCCAGGCGAUAAGUGCUCGUUCCGCCUUCCCGUGUCUCGAUGAACCGGCGAUGAAGGCGACGUUCGCGCUGAGAAUCAGGCAUCAUCCCAGUUAUAAGGCGACCGCCAAUACGCGACGCGUAGCUAGCGCUGGUGGUGCCGAUGGUUAUGUGACCGAUUACUUCGGAAACACCCCUCGUAUGUCGGCGUAUCUGCUCGCGUUCAUGGUGUCCGAUUUUCCGUACAUAGAACAGGGCCAACAGCGGGUCUUCGCUCGUCCAACCGCCAUCAACGAGACGCAGUACGCGCUGGAGGCAGGAAUAAGCAUCCUCAAAGCACUGGACGAGUACAUUGGCAUUCCGUACACCAGCUACAUGCCGAAGCUGGACCAGGUGGCACUGCCCGAUUUCGAUGCAGGCGCCAUGGAGAACUGGGGUCUCUGCAAUUACAGGGAAGAGUAUCUACUGUAUCAGCCGGGCGUUAGCACUUAUCUGACGGAAACCUUUAUCACGACCAUCAUUGCCCACGAGUACGCGCACCAGUGGUUCGGCAAUGUCGUCACGAACGAGUGGUGGAGUUAUCUGUGGCUGAACGAAGGUUUCGCCACGCUCUACGAGUAUAUGGCGGCCGAUUUGGCUUAUCCGGAGCGGCGGUAUCGUGAUCUGUUUAACGUGGACAUCGUACAGCCGGUGCUGCGCUCGGAUUCGUCGGAAAACACACGCCCCAUGACGUUCAGCCGUGGUGCUACGUUCGAUGACAUUCUAAGUAUCUUCGAUAAUGUGGCCUACUCAAAGUCUGGCUCGGUGUUGCGAAUGUUCCGCGAGGUGAUCGGCAUCGAUACGUGGAGGGAGAUCAUCCGGGAGCACAUCCGGAGCCGAGAGUUUCAGUCGGUCAAUCCGGGGCAUCUGAUUGAGGCGAUGGAACGGGUGACGGGUAAUUCGUCGUUCCUACCCGAUGGCAUCGAUAUGGAAACGUUCGUGAGCAGUUGGGCUGACCAGGCCGGUUAUCCGGUGCUCGAAGUGCGUCGAACGUACACCGGAGAGCUCAUAGUGUCGCAGGACCGCUUCUUCAACAACAAGAUAGUGAAUGAUGAUGCCAACCUUUGGGUGAUACCGUAUACGCUGCUGGAACAGGAUCCACUGUGCGAUGGGCUGGCCGAUUGGCAAUGGUUGACGGUGCGUGCUGCCCGGAUUCCCACCGACACUCCAAACGAUCACUGGCUGUUGGCCAAUGUCAAUCAGAGUGGUUACUAUCGCGUGAAUUAUGAUGCGCGUAACUGGGAGCUACUGAUCGGUGCACUGCACGACGAUCACACGACCAUUCCGAUGGCGAGCCGAUCUCAGUUGAUCGAUGAUGCGUUCCAGUUGGCACGCGCGAACCGUCUCGACAUGGAGGUUGCACUUGAGCUGCUGUCGUACGUGCGUGCCGAACGGGAGUAUCCACCGUGGGAAUCGGCCAACACCGCACUGUCCUAUCUAGGUCAGCGACUCCGGGGAUCACCGGACUAUGUGCUGUAUCAGCUGAUGGUAUAUACCCUGAUCAGUGAUAUGUUUGACGGACUCGAUGUCACCGUUCCGGCCGCCGGCGGCGAUGAGGCACUGCUGGAAAAGUUCCUGCAGCAACUCAUCUCCAGCUGGGCCUGUAGGUUGGAAAUAGAAAGUUGUCUGGUCGAUACCCGGGAGGCACUCGAGCGCGAAGUGUCCGGCAACGAGAUGGUGCAUCCGGAUGUGUCCUCCGUCGUGUACUGCUACGGGCUACGAACCGCAAACGGGUCGGACGCAUUCCAGUAUCUGUACGCCAAGUUGCAGGGGUCCGCUAAUCGAGCCGAACGGUCGCUACUGAUCGACGCACUCGGCUGUGCGGUCGAUCCGGAGGAGCUGGAAGCCUUCCUGCUGACGGCCAUCGGUAAUUUGCAGGUGAACUACACGCCCGAAGAGCGAUACUACGUCCUCACCUCCGUGCUGGUCAGUCGCGAUGGUGUCGAUGCGCUGGUUCGCUUCCUGGCCGAGAAUCAUCCGUACGUGGCGAGCAUCCUGGGACCGGGCACACUCUACAGCUUGGUACAAAGUAUCGCCACCAGAACCAACACACCCGAUGAGGAACAGAUGCUGAACGAUCUGCUGGAACGGCUAGAACCGGCUCUUCCUGCUACGGUGCUGGCUAAUGUACGGGCCACCGUAUCGCGUAACCUUGCCUGGUCCACCUCCCGCGAAGGCGUCCUCGUUAGCUACUUCCUCCAGCGAUACCGCCCCAUUCCCGUCUGAUGAGGUGCCAUCAACCCCUAGCUUCAAGAAUAAAAAGAUACACCACCUG